AACAGCUUCGUCAGUGAGUUAAGUGCAGUGCAUGAUACUGUCCGUGCUGUCUGUGUCGGUUAAAAACUUUUAACUGACUAGCUCACAAUGCCGUCCCUCUCGCUGAAGAUAGUGCUGGACGAGGGCGCUGUGACGCGCAAGGUGAAGUUCAAUACUAAUAUGACGGUGAAACAGGCGCUCGCCGUCGUCAAGGAUAAGGUCAUCGUGCCUGAUAAGGGGAAAGAAUAUGCACUAUUCCUCCGGUCCGCCGAUGAUGACAUGACGGGCGUGUGGCUGGAGGACGACAGGACCUUGGACUACUACAUGCUGAGGGACGGAGACUCCCUCGACUACAUCUGCAGGAUCAGAACGCUGAGGGUCAAGCUACUGGAUGACACGGUGAAAACACUUCAAGUGGAUGAGGCGAAGACGGUGGGCGAGCUGAUGAUGAGCAUUUGUGCCCGCAUCGGGAUCACCAACUAUGAUGAAUAUGGAUUGUGUCAUGAAGAAGAGGAAGAGACAGAAGAAGCGAAAGAAGUGAAGGAAGGCACGGGCACUCUGACGUUGAAGAGGAAGCAAGCCAAGCAGGAGCGUGAUGCUGCACUGGAACAGCUCAGCAAGAAGCUGAAGACUGAUGAUAAUGUGGAAUGGCUGGACCUGCAUCGAUCUCUCCGGGAACAAGGUAUAGACCCCAAGGAGACCCUGCUGCUGAAGAGGAGGCUCUACUACUCCGACCGUAACGUAGACUCCAGGGAUCCAGUCCAGCUCCAUCUGCUGUACGUGCAAACUAGAGACACCAUCCUCAAUGGCACACAUCCAGUUACUGAACAGCAAGCUGUUCAGUUUGCGGGUAUCCAGUGCCAGGUGCAGUUAGGGGACUACCAGGAGAAGAAACACAAACCAGGCUUUAUUGAGAAUUUCGAAGAGUACCUGCCAGCUCAAUACCUGAAUGCAUGGAACAUUGAGAAGAAGAUUGUGAAAGAGUUCUCCCAGCACCAGGGGCUGAGCGAGCUGGAAGCCAAGUUCCUGUACAUCAAGACUGCUAGAUCACUGCCUACUUACGGAGUCACCUUCUUCUUGGUCAAGGAAAAACAAAAAGACAAGAAGAAGCUAGUUCCUCGUCUGCUGGGCAUCAACUCCCACGCUAUCCUCCGGCUGGAUGAGGUGACGAAGGAGAUCCUGCAGGAGUGGCCGCUCACUCAUGUAAAGACGUACCACGCAGGAAAGUCGCAGACCUUCACACUCAACUUCGGAGAUUAUAGUGACAAAGAGUACAGUGUAAAAACACAAGAUUGCCACCGAAUCCGUGACAUCUUAGAGGGCUACAUCGACAUCAUCAGGCGUCGUAUGUUGGCCAAACCGAGCCGGGAUCCUGGCGAGUCCAUGGCUAUCUGCCAUGAUAACAUCCAGCAGGGCACGAGUCAUCUAAUCCAACAUGUGUCCAACAACCCAUCCAAGAUAGUGACCGAGACAUUUGUCGGUCCCAACAAACUUAUGACCAGUGAACACGGUUCUCAGCCGCAGUCCGGUACAAUGAUCACGACGGUGCAGCAGCUGGUGGUUACUGACCAUCUCCAGAACCAGCAAAUGGCUCUGAAAGGAGAGAUGCCACUCCGCAGUGACAUGUCCAAGGACUGCAUCAAGAAACUGAAUAAGAUGAAUUCCAACUCUGUGAAGAUAGUAGGACUACUCACAGAUCCCACGGAGCAUGACUAUGAAGAAAUCCAGAAGAUUGUGCGAGCUAUGAAAGAAGAUUUCCCAGAUAUCGAUAAAGGCGUGAAAGAGACGGCAGAUAAGCAAGCCAUUGAGGAUGCGAAGAGGAUGCUCCUUGAUGAACUGCACGACCUGAACAACUUUAUGAACAAGUUGGAUGCUGCUACAGCAUCCGGACAUUUCGACCGUGAGGGUGCAAAGGAUGCGGCAGAGAACAUAGCAGACCUCACUACACAGGUGUACUUCUCCUUGGACCCAAAGACGAGGAGACGCAGUGAACUGAUCAGGCGUUCCCGCAACAAAAUGAAGGCAGGCGAGAAAUCGGAACAGAGCUUGCGCCGGGCAUCAUUCUUGGCGGCUGCAAAUUCCGCGCAGCACGCACUGGAUAGCGCUGUGGAGACGCUGAAUGAGGACUAUACAGGCCCAAAGCCGGAUGCUGCUCAGCGGAUGCAGCUGGAGAAGGCUCUCGAGGACAAAAUGGGCAAGCUCAAUGCUGCCAUAGCUCUGUACCUUACUGCACAUUCUGACCCUGAGAACAUCGACUACGCCUCUGCUAUCAACUCUAUGAACGCCAUCAACGAACUGAUGCCUGAAAUAGCCAAAGACACACAAAUCCUAGCCAGCACAUUGGAGCCGUCAUCUCGUGAGCAGUUACUGGACGACAUGCAGGAGCUGUGUGACGCCACCAGAGCUGUGUGUGGUACCAUCAGCGCUGAGGAUCAUGCGAAAAUGCAAGAAGCAACGAAUCAGUACGCUGGUAUCGCUGGCAAGUUGAUAUCCACGUUCGCACGAGGAACCAAUGCUGAUAAGGAACAUGAGAUAAUAGAGCUGGCGAAGGACGUCGGUGCCAAGACGUCACUCCUCCUCGUGUCCACCAACGAGCUGACUUGCCAGGCAGCCUCCGAGCCUGCUGCAGCUGACGUGGACACUGCUGGAGUCAGAGUCGCAGAAGCUGCUACGGAUCUUAUUGCGUGUGCACAGCUAACAGCUCCAGCCAUCCACGAGCCACACUGCCAGAGCGCACUAACGGCAGCCUGCGAAGGUAUCGGCUCGUCCGUCCACCAGCUGGAGACAGCCUGGCGUCCACUACUGGAGGACCAGACCAGGCAGCCCAUGAAUGACCAGCUGCACUCCAGGGUUGUUGAUGUUGGAAAGGCGUUGGAGAGAUUGAAGGAUGCCUACGCUAAUUUGGGAGGUGUCGAUGACGACGACUCGUCACUUCCAGCGCAAGAGCGGAAGCGGCUCAAGUUCAUCGCAACCAUGAAUGGAGCCAAGGGUAGACUACGAGGAGUCGAGGAUUUGUGGAACCAGCAAUCGGCGACUGGCGUUCCGUCGGAUGCGGAGAAGGCGGAGGCUCAGCGUCGCAUGGAGCAGAGCAUGGCUCAGCUGAAUGCUGCCAUCGCUGCACUGGCUGCCGCUACUGCUGACCGAGAGAACCCAGACUACGAGACUGCGGAGCUGGCAAUAGCAACAAUAUCAGAGCUGAUGCCACAAAUAGUACAAGACGCAGAGACAGUGAGCUCCGACAAGGACGAGGCGACCCGCAACGCCAUGCAGAAGAACAUCCGCGCCCUCUGUAACGCUACAAGGAAGAUUUGUGAAGGAGACGGCUGUAAACAUGUUGAUGGUGAAGAAGCUGCUAACUUCGCGGCAGCAUCUGGCAAGCUGCUGUUCCUCAUUAGUCCAGGAGCUGAUAAAGGAAGACAGAAGUUUAUCAUGGAGGAGUCGGCAAUAGCACAAGAGCACGCUGCUCAGCUGGUGGCAGGAGCUCACCGGCUGCAGACACAAGUGCCAGAGCACACAGCGGCCGAGCUGGCCCGCCGGGCUGCUCGGACUGCUGACGCUGCUAACGCAUUGGGGGCUGUGGCACAGGUUACUGCUCCAAGCAUCUCUUCACCUCGUUGUCAAGACGCUCUCAGCUCUGCAGCUUCUCAGCUCCUGGGGUCUGCGGACUCGUUGACAGCAGUGUGCCAGCUGCAGGCGCACGAGCAGCCGGAGCUGCAGGCGCAGUGUGCAGGCCUAACUGACACACACCAGCAACUCGCGGACAGUCUGCACAGACUCACUGAUACCUGCAAUGUGGGACAAGGCGAUACAUCUAUGACGGAGCCUUCAGCACAACAGGAGAAGAAACGUCUUCAGUUUGUGAAGAGCACGGCAGCAGCCAAACAACGCCUGGACGCUGCAGCUCAACAACUUAACAAGCCCUUGAGGUGUCACAUGAUGGAGGAAGGCCAUGCUGCAGCUCUAGGACAGAAGCUCAACGACCGUAUAGCUCAGCUCAAUGCAGCCGUUGCAGCUCUCGCCGCCGCCACCUCAGAUCGCGAGAACCCAGACUAUGAAGCUGCCGAACGCGCAGUGAACGCCAUCUCUCAAAUAAUGCCACAUCUAAUACAAGAUUCACAAAUGCUAUGCGGCACGAAGUCAGACGCGGAGCAGGCGGCCAUGUUGCAGGAGCUGCGCGCGCUGUGCGAGGCCACGCAGGAGCUGUGUGAGCACGCGGGACAGGCACAGGGUGUGGGAGACGCUAUUGCCAAGUACACAGACGCUUCGACAAAGUUGGUGUACUGCGCCACACCUCGAGCUGACAAUGAGAUGGAGAAUGAGAUUCUUGGUUUGACAACCGAUGCUUGUGGCAAGGCCUCGGAGCUGCUGAGCCAGGUGCAGCAGUUGACGGAGCGCGUGGCAGAUGCAGGCGCAGCUGCGGAGCUGGACCGCUGCGGGGCCAGCGCUGCAGAUGCUGCGCAGGCCCUGCUUACUGUCGCACAAGCUACUGCAUCUACCAUGGAUAGUCCUUGCUGCAAGGAUCAGCUGAUCUCAGCAGCGCAGAAGCUCCGUCGCUGCGCGGACGAGCUGACGUCGUCGUGCGAGCCUCACACAGCUCGGCUGCCGGACGCACGCCGCCAGCUCGGCACCUCGCACCGACAGCUUGCUGACAGUCUCGACAAACUGGUGCAGGCUUGUCAGAAAAUACCAGAAGGUUCUCAGAGCGGCGUGUCACAACCUCCAAAGGAGAAGCAGCGACUCAAGUUUAUGAACAGCUUGACAGGAGCUAGAAACCGACUCUACGACGCCGAGCAACAGCUCAAACAACCAUUGCCAAAGCAUCAGCUGAGUCCUGAACAGGCAGCAGCUCUGGAACAGAGGUUGUCGCAGCGCCUGGCGCAGCUCAACGCUGCAGUGGCUGCACUUGCCGCUGCUAAAGCUGAUCCUGAAAACCCUGACUGGAAAACUGCGGAACAGUCUGUGAAGGAGAUAUCUGAACUGAUGCCGCUGAUUGUACAAGACUCCCGCCAGUUAUCGAGCACGAAGGACGGAGCUGGGCAGGCAGCCAUGUUGGACGAUCUGAAAGCUCUAUGCCACGCCAGCCGCAGUCUGUGUGAAAAUUCUGAAACUGAUCCUAAAAUAAGUACAAAGGAAUUCCAUAAGGCGGCCAGCAAACUGAAGUUCAUUGUGAGCCCUACUGCUGACAAAAGCAAGGAAAAACAGGUAGUGGAGCUAGCAAAGGCAGCAUGCAAGCAGGCUGAACGUCUGGCAGUUAAUGCACAGACUGCCUGCCCUGCGCAGGCGCCGCUAGCCUCGAGCCUACAUGAGGCCGCUGGCACCUUGGAUUCUGUGGUGCAGGCUACAAGCGCCAGUCCAUCAGACCCAAGAUGCUGUGCAGCAGUUAACUCGUCAGUAGACAACGUGCGCCACUGUGCACAACAACUGACGUCUUCCUGUGAGCCACCUCUGAUGACUCGACCAGAAGCCUGGCAACAACUACUGUCCUGUCAGAGACAACUGACGAAUGACCUUGACAAACUCGUUCAGGCUUAUCAGCCCGAACAUGGCGGUACCAUUGACACUGGUUCAGGGCAACAAGAACAGCAACGUCUCAAGUUCAUCAACAGCGCGUCUGGUGCCAAGGGUCGUUUGAAUGCCACCGAACAACUGCUGAAAGAGCCGUUGGUGUGUCAGCUGAUGAAGGAAGAAGACGGCGCGGCGCUACAGCGCAGGCUCGGGGCGCGCGUGGCGCAGCUCAACGCUGCCGUGGCCGCGCUCACUGCUGCCACCGCAGACCGCGAGCACCCUGACUACGCGGCGGCAGACCAGGCCAUCCAGCACAUCGCUCAACUCAUGCCGCAAGUGGUGCAAGAGUCCCGCACGCUAUGCGGCACGAAGUCAGACGCGGAGCAGGCGGCCAUGUUGCAGGAGCUGCGCGCGCUGUGCGAGGCCACGCAGGAGCUGUGUGAGCACGCGGGACAGGCACAGGGAGUCAGCGACGCUGCCGCCAAGUUCUCCGCAGCGUCAGGGAAGUUGGUGUAUGUCGUCAGCCCCAAGACACAGGAUGCUCACGAGAAACAGGUGUUAACCCUGGCCGCCACCUCGUGUGGCAAGGCAUCGGAGCUGCUGAGCCAGGUGCAGCAGUUGACGGACCGUAUGACAGAUGCAGGUGCAGCCGCGGAGCUGGACCGCUGCGGGGCCAGCGCUGCAGAUGCUGCACAGGCACUGCUCACUGUCGCACAAACAACAGCUCCAACUAUCAGCGACCCUCAGUGUCAGAAGCAGGUGAUAUCAUCCGCACAGAAACUGCGUCGUUGUGCCGACGGACUGAUAGCCACAUGCGAGCCUCACACAGCUCAGUUGCCGGAUGUACGCCGACAGCUUGGCUCUUCACAUCGCCAGCUUGAUGACAGUCUAGAUAAAUUGGUGCAAGUUUGCCACUCAGCUUCUGGUGUGGUACUAUCUCCUCAACAAGAGCAGCAACGCCUGAAGUUCGUGAGCUCCAUAUCUGGAACCCAGAGCAAGCUGGACACAGCCGAGCAACAGAUGAAGAAGCCGGUUGUAGUCCAGCCGCUGCAGCAGGCAGACAGUGCCGCCCUACAGCAGCAGCUGUCCCGUCGCCUGGCGCAGCUCAACGCGGCCAUUGCAGCCCUAGCGGCCGCUACCACAGAUGGCAAGAACCCAGACUACCCGGCAGCAGAGCGGGCAGUCACCACAGUAAUCGAGUUAAUGCCAGAAAUCGUUCAAGACUCCUACAAGAUAUGUUCUACGAAGGAGCCAGCUGAACAGGCAGCCAUGAUGCAGGAGCUCAGGGAACUGUGUGAAACCAGUCGCAUUAUUUGUGAUAGUGCUGGACAUCCUAUUAAACUAAACGAGGCUACCGCAAGGCUGGCGGAUGCUUCUAGUAAACUACUCCACAUUGUCAGUCCUGAUGGCAAACAUCCAGGAGAUGCUAACCGUGGACCAAAACCAGCGGUACAGCCUCGCAAGCCGGCAGUACCAGUGCGAGACCCCAAGCAUACUGUGGCUAAAGCAGUGCACUCUGGACAGGCACCUGACGCACAGAGCUUCCUUGAUGCUAUGCGUGCAGAGGAAUCUGGAGGUCAUAUAGGAGGUCACGUCAAAUCUUCGAAAACUGCUGAGGAAGAGAAGCUUGCACACAAGCAGUUCUCAGAAAUGAUUGAGAAUGCUGAAAGGGGACUUAAAUCUGCAGAGGAAGGGCUUCAAGUGCUAUAUAAAGCAAAGAACGUGACGAUAGCUGGUCAGGCCCUACCAGCUUUGGAGGUAGUUAAGAGAGAACAGCACAUGGAAGAUACCCUCGCGAAGGCAGGAAUUGAAGUGGCUGCACUGGUUUCGGCUAAUUAUGCAGACAAGCUGGACUACAAAGCUGCAAUGCAACCCACUUUAUCACUCACAGAAUCAGUCAGGAGUGUCGUCAAUGAUGGCAGCGCAAUCUGCACUUCUAUGUCUGAUGAGGCUCGCAAGAAGUUCUUGGAGGACAUGAUCGGUCUCUGCCAAUCGACCAAAAUCCUCUGUGACACUGCAAAGUCGGAGAAGGAAAAACUGAAUGACGCGGCCAUAGUGUUCGGAGAUCAGUCUGUCAAACUGUUACGUGUGGUCAGCUGUAAUGUGGACCCUGCUCUCGAGAAAGAGGCGAUAUCGCGAGCUAAAGCAAUAGGUGAUGCUGCAUCUAGGCUAGCUCUGGAAGCCACGAGUUUGGCUAGUAGCACUAGUGAGGCAAACAAUCCCGGGACCGCGGACUCGCUAGUCCGGGAUAUUUGUGCUGCCGGCACUAGCUGCGUCGACUCCGCCGGGAAACUCGUUUACACUGCUAAGCUCAUCGCGCCGACAAUUCACCAUGAAACCUGUCAGGAUGCCCUGGUAUCCUCAGCAGAUAGUCUAUCAUCAUCUCUCACUACCUUCACUAACACCCUGGCUCCUCUUGCCUCCACUCAGCACCCUAAUGUCCAAAAACUGUUAGGAGAAGCUGGUCAUCUUGAGAAACUGGUAGAAAAGUUGAGGAAAGAUGUAAGGGCUGGUAAACUUGGCAAGAGGAAGGAGGUAGACCCUGUUGUGGACCUGGACUUCCCCUUGAGGAAUUUGACUCAGAAGAUCAUUGACAAUGCUAAGAACAUGGUACGAGAUGAAACUAUGAGCUCGCAGACUAAGAAGGAGUACACAUCUUACUGCGGCAAGCUGGAAGAGGCUCUGCGCGCUCUGGACCUGGCAAACGCGCGGUACCAACGAGCUCCUCAUGACAUAAACAAACGUGAUGAGUUCGAGAUGACGAUCGACGAGCUGCAGAUGACGGUGCUGCAGUCCAGACCUGCUAAAGUUGGACAGGAACAGAACAAUAUUGUGGACUUCAGGGACUUCUUGCAAGACCUAGUAAAUGAAGCCGGAGACCUUCAGAAGACGGUCAGGAAGAAUGAAGGACCUAUAGGCAAGAGGACCAGCGAGGACAUCACUAUGCUCUGCAGCAAGAUUAGCGAGGAUGCGUCGAAGUUGUUGAACCCGAACGAUAACUUCGGUCAGAGUGUCACUGUUAUGAACACCGUCGAUGAUAUCCUUGAUAUCGACUUGUUUGGACAGGAGUGUGAUACUUUGGUAAAGGAGAUAAACAACUCGAUUCAAGGCGUCCAGGAUCAAAAGACUAAACAGGAGCUCCUGGCCAAGUCACUGCCGAUGUUGGAGAGCUGCCAUUUGCUAAGAUUCGCUGCAAAGAGUCAUAUAAUGGCGACCCAGAGCACAGCAUAUAACGAGAUUAUGCAAAACCUGGACCACUUCAAGAGUACCACGAUGAGCACGUUGGCUGAGGAAGCUGCCAAAAAGAGCGUCAAGCAAACCAAGCACUUCAAAUGA
Messenger RNA from Spodoptera litura, 8820 nucleotides. Lineage: Eukaryota; Metazoa; Arthropoda; Insecta; Lepidoptera; Noctuidae. The record is from RefSeq and is a predicted model, not a curated record.